Phytomonas sp. Hart1 is the source of this 2832-nucleotide messenger RNA. The record is from the annotation of a GenBank genome assembly. NCBI's taxonomy places the organism in Eukaryota, Euglenozoa, Kinetoplastea, Trypanosomatida, Trypanosomatidae.
AUGAGUUGCUUCUUCCUUAAACAACUUGAUUCUAAAAGUGAGGAUGAUAAAAUUUUACUUGAUCUUUUUCAGAAUUGCCGUGAGCGAGUUGUGAACGUUGCGUCAAUUCAUUAUCUGCCGAAUCACAUUGUUGUCACCACUAAGAACGGGUUUAUAGAAUUUGUUGAUGUCUCCAAGGGUGAGUUUCGCCUUUUUCUGACUCAUUUAGAGCAUCACAUCCCAUUAGAUGCCUCAGUCCGCUGUAUAUCGCUGGUGCCCAGACAUUUUUUUAUUCACCCCAAUCCAAACGUAAGGGAUUUAGAUAGAUCUGAAACCCAACUACUGUACUCCCUCGCGUUCUCAAACGAACUACUUCUGGCGAACCUUGAAACUGGCAUGGUGAAUGUAUUGGAUCGAUUUGAUACUCGUCCAAGUGCACUUUUUUGCGAUGAGUCAUAUGUGGUAUGUGGCGAAGGCGGUGGUCAAGUGUCGGUAUGGGGUCUCAAUCAUGCGAUGCAGGCCCUGAACAGCGUUGUCGCACACCCAAACUUGCUUUGGAAAAAAAAACUCGUGGAGGAUACCCUAGUGUGUGUGAGGGUACAUCAAAAACAACUUAUUUGCUACUCGGCAGAUCAUCAUGUCUGUAUUCUCUUGGUAGACACCGGGGAAUGCCUGAAGACGUGGAUAUGUGAGCUCGAUCCCGUUGUCGACAUCCUGUUCGUCAAAGACACGUUGACCCAACUCUUAGCCACAGUAAUUUGUUUGCACACAUGCAUCUCGAUUUACACCGAAACCGAGUCGGUUUCCUCAAACCACACAACACAGGAACGGGCCAUCCAACAAUCUCAGGGUAAAUGGAGGCUUAACAGACGCUUUACACUAGAUAACGCCAUUCAGUGUGCCACGUGUUUUGGGAACUAUUUGGUCGCUGGAACCGCCUCAGGUGUGGUUCUGCUGUAUUACCUUGCUAACUUAGAAGACGGUCUGAGGGAACUUGCUCGCUUUGACGUGGGUUACGGGGUUGUGAGGGUUCAACUUUAUGCGAACGAGACGUUGGUGGUGGUGUCCAGCAAAGGAGACAUCUGGAAGUGGCCGUUAGCCGACCUUAUUAAUGAAUGCGAUAAGAGCAACUCGCCCAGAGCGAGUGAAAUACCCUCACUACAGGGCGAAGAUCCAUUCAAGCCUGCCGAUGCGCCUGCUGUGCUUAAUUCAACGCUAGCAGAUGAGAGUCAGGAUACAUUCAGAAACCGUGCUGAGACUCUGCCUGGCGAAGGGUGCCGAGAAGGUAGUGUAUGCUUAGAGGAUGAUUACCAAUUUGAAGAUUCAUACGGUGAAGAGAUACACGAAGAGGAGGAACAACAGCGGCAACCUAGUUUACCUUCCACAUCUAUAGCCAACUCGCGACGGUCAAAACAGUCCGAGGUGUUUAAGGCACACGACGAGAUCAGUGAAGUGUAUCAAAAGUCGGUUUCACAGACAACGCGGUCGCCAUCUGUUCAGAAUUUGAAUUCCACUUCUACUGUGAAUAGUACAAAAAUGCAAUCUAGAGCGAUUAGCCUCCCCCUCGAGCGCGCUGCCGAUAAUAAAGAGCCGCUAACGUUAGUUGAGGAAAGGCUUCAAGAUCGUACGCAUGACAUGAAGUUCGCGUCUACUUCACCACAGAGCAUCGCCAGUGGACCAGAGGACAGUAUGACUAACAAAAAGUAUGCAGUACAUCAAGACGGCCCCGCAACUGUUAUCGCGUGCUCAUCAUCACGUGGUACUUCCGACUGCCAUGAAAGCGACGAAAGAGAUGGUAAUGCUGCUUCGGUUGCGGUGACAACUGAGCCAGAAGUGGUUGCGGUAGAGGAGGGGAACUUGCUUGAUACUUCUGUUGAUACCAUUUAUUCUUCUCUGAGUCCUCGAUCCACUCGACCACCUAUGCCUAUCCCAGUGGAAAGAAAUCCCUAUGAAGAAUACGCCGUAACUGCCAAUGAGUCUCAGAUGCCGGAGAAUCAAAUAACGAUAAGCUCAAAGGGCUCCACACCACAAAAGCAGGUUUUUAGUCACAUUGAUGGUUAUCAUGAUACUUUUUCUCGAAACAAUGCAAUGGUGCGCGUAAAUCACAACGCAUUAGUGCACAACUAUUCUCAGUAUUCUCCCGAACGUGAGUUAAAUAAUCUCCAAACAAUACUGGGUCCACUUGAAGCCAUUUCGGGAUUGCGCAAAGGUCGUCUUAUGGACCCUCGGCAGAUUCAUCAAAUAUUGGAAACCGAAAGUGUAAAUAGGGAAUCUGAAAAUGAAUCCGAUGACGAAAUCACUCAUAGGAAUCUACAGAGUACUACUAUGGUUCUUGAGUUCAAGGAUACUCCUCAAAAAAAAGCGUUUAACUUUGAAAGUUAUUUGAAGGAGCACCCGUUGGAAGCCGAGGCUUUGCUUUACCAUUACCCUGUGAAGCUUCCUACUUAUUCUUUAGCCGAUCGCGUCUUUGAUGAUGCCAUGCCUCCCAUCAUCGACAGUCGUAAUGGCUACUCGUUGAAGAUCAAAAACAAUGGUUCCACAGAGGACACAGCUACAGUGAGGGUGGGGAAUGCUGGAUGGCCCUCGUUGAAACCUACAGCAGGGGCCGAUGAGUAUACAGAUGACUUGAUGGACGCUACACACUAUCGCUUUACUCGUAAAAUGGAUCCUGAUCUCAUCGAGGAGCGACGCCGUGGUGGCCCUGACAUCAACGCCCAUCCUUGUGAUGACAUCCUUUAUCCUACAAGCGAUCCUUCCUUGACGGUGUUAUUUAAAGAGCAUCCAAUGCAACCAUCCGAACCAUUUGCAUUGCUAUUGCCGAUGCCUUUGCCCCCUACACCUUCGGUUUUUUAA